Molecule: messenger RNA, 11225 nt
Organism: Salarias fasciatus (jewelled blenny)
Lineage: Eukaryota; Metazoa; Chordata; Actinopteri; Blenniiformes; Blenniidae
Product: kinesin-like protein KIF13B
Biological process (GO): microtubule-based movement
Molecular function (GO): microtubule motor activity; microtubule binding; ATP binding
Source: RefSeq, a predicted model, not a curated record
GACGCGCAGGGCGGACACGGCGGAGCCGCUUCUCCGAGCCUCCGUGAGGCUUGUAGCCGCAGGAUAACGGUGCCAGCCCCGGUAUGAGCGGAGGUCGGGCCGCGGAGCCCCGGCCCGGUGCUGUCAGACGGGGACCAGGGCCCCGGAGCGGGUAACUCGCUGCCGCCGCCUCCCUCGGAUCGGGGAAAUCCUCCGGCCGGCCCGUUUUUUCCGGCCCCGCUCAGAUCGUGUGUUUGUCAGUGUCAGAGCUCCGGGAUCUGGUCCGGUUCGCCCCUCGCUCAGCCUUUGGGCCCGGUCCCGGUCCCGGCCUGGAGCAUGACCCGUAGGACAGCUUCUUGGACCGUUUUUUCCGGGGACAUGUCCGCUGGAGGGAACGCGGCGGAGAGCCGCUAACUGGCCGCCUGUCCGCCGCAGGAGCGUCUCCAGGACCGGGAGGGUUCGGGCCACAUCCGCUGAUUGACCGAGGAUCCUCUACCGGAACCGGAGCCAGCAUGGAGGAGCCCGGCCUGGACGACUCCAAUGUCAAGGUGGCGGUCCGGGUCCGACCCAUGAACCGCAGGGAGAAGGAGCUGAACACUAAAUGUGUUGUGGAAAUGGUGAAGAAUCAGACCAUCCUCCACCCCGCCGGAACCAACCUGGGAAAAGCAGAUUCCAGGAGUCAGUCCAAGGUCUUCGCCUAUGAUUACUGCUUCUGGUCCAUGGAUGAGACGGAUCAGGACAACUUUGCAGGUCAGGAGGUGGUGUUUCAGUGCCUUGGAGAAAGUCUUCUCCACAACGCCUUCCAGGGCUACAACGCCUGCAUCUUUGCCUACGGACAAACCGGCUCGGGGAAGUCGUACACCAUGAUGGGUUCCGGAGACCACCCCGGCCUGAUCCCUCGCCUGUGCAGCGCUCUGUUUGAGCGGACGCAGAAGGAGCAGAGGGAGGAGGAGAGCUUCACCGUGGAGGUGUCCUACAUGGAGAUCUACAACGAGAAGGUCCGGGACCUGCUGGACCCCAAAGGGGGAAGACAAACUCUGAGGGUGAGAGAACACAAGGUUCUGGGUCCGUACGUGGACGGCCUGUCUCGACUGGCAGUGGCCAGCUACAAGGACAUCGAGUCUCUCAUGUCGGAGGGGAACAAGUCUCGAACCGUCGCUGCGACCAACAUGAACGAGGAGAGCAGCCGGUCGCACGCCGUCUUCAACAUCAUCCUCACACACACUCUGAAGGACCUGCAGUCUGGGACCAGCGGGGAGAAGGUGAGCCGCCUGAGUCUGGUGGACCUGGCUGGAAGUGAGCGAGCAGCAAAGACCGGAGCCGCCGGAGAACGCCUGAAGGAGGGCAGCAACAUCAACAAGUCUCUCACCACGUUGGGUCUGGUGAUCUCUGCUCUGGCUGAACAGGGAACAGCGAAAAACAAGACCAAGUUUGUUCCGUACAGAGAUUCAGUUCUGACCUGGCUGCUGAAGGACUGUCUGGGGGGCAACAGUCGCACUGCCAUGGUGGCCACCAUCAGUCCGGCGGCAGACAACUACGAGGAGACGCUGUCCACGCUGCGCUACGCCGACCGCGCCAAGAACAUCGUCAACCACGCCGUGGUCAACGAAGACCCCAACGCCCGCAUCAUCCGCGAGCUGCGGGAGGAGGUGGAGAAGCUCCGGGUGCAGCUCACCCAGGCAGAGUCAUUAAAGGCCCCGGAGCUGAAGGAGCGUCUGGAAGAGUCUGAGAAGUUGAUCCAGGAGAUGACCAUCACCUGGGAGGAGAAGCUUCGGAAAACAGAGGAGAUCGCACAGGAGCGUCAGAAGCAGCUGGAGAGUUUGGGAAUCUCUCUGCAGUCGUCUGGGAUCAAAGUCGGAGAUGAUAAAAGCUUCUUGGUGAACCUCAAUGCUGACCCCGCCCUCAACGAGCUGCUGGUGUACUACCUGAAGGACCACACCAAAGUGGGCUCGGCGGACUCUCAGGACAUCCAGCUGUGCGGGAUGGGCAUCCAGGCCGAGCACUGCGUCAUCGACAUCACGGCCGAGGCCGCCGUCGUCCUCAGCCCGCUGCGCGGCGCCCGGACGUGUGUGAACGGCUCUCCGGUGAGCAGCGCUCUGCAGCUGCACCACGGAGACCGCAUCCUCUGGGGAAACAACCACUUCUUCAGGAUCAACCUGCCGAAGCGGCGGUCUCGCGCGGCGGAGGAUGAGGAGGGUGAAGGCGGAGCGAUGAGGAAGAGCGGCAGCAGUGAGCAGCUGGACGCAGACGGAGACACGGCCAGCGAAGUGUCCAGCGAGGUCAGCUUCUCCUACGAGUUCGCCCAGACGGAGGUCAUGAUGAAGGCGCUGGGCAGUAACGACCCCAUGCAGGCCGUGCUGCAGUCCCUGGAGAGGCAGCACGAGGAGGAGAAGAGGUCGGCCCUGGAGCGGCAGAGGCAGAUGUACGAGCAGGAGCUGCAGCAGCUCCGCAGGAAGCUCCACCCGGACCGCCUGUCCGCGGCGCCGCCGCAGCCGGGCCCGGGCCAGCAGGCCCACUACCGCAGCCUGGAGAGGCUCAGCGUGGGAGGGAUGAGCCAGUCCACCAGCGCCCAGAGCCGGCUGAGGCAGUGGAGCGAGGACAGGGAGGCGGUGUUCGUCAGGAGCCUGAGGAGGCUCCGGGAGCAGAUCGUCAGGGCCAACACCCUGGUCCAGGAGGCCUGCUUCAUCUCCGAUGAGCUGGAGCGGCACACCGAGUACCGAGUCACGCUGCAGAUCCCCUCGGACAACCUCAACGCCAACCGCAAGAGAGGGGCGGUCCUGAGCGAACCGGCCAUCCAGGUGCGCAGGAGGUGUCGGGGGAAGCAGAUCUGGAGUCUGGAGAAGAUGGAGAACCGUCUGGUGGACAUGAGGGAGCUGUACCAGGAGUGGCAGGACUACCACCAGCACCACCAGGACGACCCGGUCAUGCGCUCAUAUUUCCGCCGAGCCGACCCGUUCUUCGACGAGCAGGAGAACCACAGUCUGAUCGGCGUGGCCAACGUCUUCCUGUCCUGCCUCUUCUACGACGUCAAGCUGCAGUACGCUGUUCCCAUCAUCAACCAGAAGGGGGAGGUUGCAGGCCGUCUCCAUGUGGAGGUGGUGCGGCUGGGCGGAGGCCUGGAGGACAGCAUGGCCGGAGGGGAGGAGCCUGAUUACAACCAGGACAGCGAUGUUCAGGACAGGAAGUUGGUCUGCAUGAUCAAGAUCCUCCAGGCCACCGGUCUUCCUCAGUACCUGUCCAACUUCGUCUUCUGUCAGUACUCCUUCUGGGACCAGCCUGAGCCCGUCAUCGUGGCUCCUGAGGUGGACCCGUCCUCGUCCUCCCCCAGCUCCAAGGACCCCCACUGCAUGGUGGUGUUUGACAGCUGCAGGGAGCUGGCGGUGUCGGUCAGUGAAGACUUCAUCGAGUACCUGACGGAAGGCGCGGUGGCCAUCGAGGUGUUCGGACACAGACAGGCCGACGCAGGACGGAACCCCGCUCUGUGGGACCUCAGCAUCAUCCAGGCCAAGACACGCACCCUGCGAGACCGAUGGAGCGAGGUGACGCGGCGCCUGGAGAUGUGGAUCCAGAUCCUGGAGAUCAAUGAGAACGGGGACUUUGUCCCGGUGGAGGUGGUCCCUGCUAAGGACGUGUCCACCGGGGGGAUCUUCCAGCUCCGACAGGGCCAGUCCCGGAGGAUCCAGGUGGAGGUGCACUCGGUGCAGGACUCGGGCACCAUGCCCCUGAUCGCCGAGGUCCUGCUGGCCGUGUCCGCGGGCUGCGUGGAGGUCCGGGGCAGCGCGGCGAGCCAGGACGGGGACGAGAUGGACAGCUACCAGGAGAGGGACCUGGAGAGGCUGAGGAGGCAGUGGCUCGCCGCUCUCACCAAGAGACAGGAGUACCUGGACCAGCACCUGCAGAGCCUGGUCAGCAAGACGGAGAAGACAGAGGAUGACGUGGAGAGGGAGGCUCAGCUGCUGGAGUGGCGCCUGACCCUCACCGAGGAGAGGAACGCCGUCAUGGUGGCCCUCUGCUGGCUGCGGCAUCCCGGAGCGCCGGCUGAGUGGGUUCCUCUGCCGGGCAUGGAGACUCACAUCCCCGUCCUGUUCCUCAACCUCAAACCCGACGACCUGAGCUCUCAGGACCAGUUCGAGGUUCCUGAGGCUGGAGGCUGGGACGCCACGCUGAGCGGAGAGGACGAGGACGACUUCUUCGACCUGCAGAUUGUGAAACACUAUGAUGGAGAGGUGAAGGCCGAGGCGUCAUGGGACUCCACGGUCCACGAGUGUCCCCAGCUAAGCCGGGGGGGGGCGUGGCCCGAGCAGCGCGUCUACCUGACGGUGCGGGCGGUGCUGCAGCUCAGCCACCCGGCCGACAUGCAGCUGGUGCUGCGGAAGAGGAUCUGCGUGAACGUGAACCCCGGCCGGCAGGGCUUCGCCCACAGCCUCCUGAGGAGGAUGUCUGCCCGCAGCUCCAUCCCGGGCUGCGGGGUCACCUUCGAGGUGGUGUCCAACAUCCCCGGGGACGCUCCGGGCUCGGAGGACAGGGAGAUGCUGGCUCACCUCGCCGCUAACGCCCACAGCAGCCCGUCGGCCGACAGCGAGGCGGCCAUCGAGAAGUACCUCCGCAGCGUCCUGAGUCUGGAGAACAUCCUGACCCUGGACCGGCUCCGGCAGGAGGUGGCGGUGAAGGAGCAGCUGUCCGGUCGAGGACGGAGCAGCAGAAGGAGUCUCAGCUCUCCGUCUGUCCACAGACUCUCUGGCAGUAGACAGGACCUGUCCACCACCUGCCUGCUGGACGACAAGGGACGAUGGGAGAGUCAACAGGACAUCUUCAUGCCGUCUCAGUUCCAGCGUCCUCUGCCCCGCCCCGCCUCCUCACCUUCCACUUACUCCACCUCUCCCUCCUCCACCCCGUCGCCCUUCGCCGGCGCCCCCCAGAACCAGGAGGCGGAACCAGUGAAGGCGCUGGUUCCUCAGAUGCCCAAACUACUCAAGUCCCUGUUCCCGGCGCGAGACGAGAAGAAGGAGCUGCGUCCGUCUCCCCAGAGCCAGCAGCAUGUGCCUCGCAUCGUGACUUCGUCGGGAGGCAACGACGGCCGAGUCCGGAGCGACGGGACUCCUGCUCUCCGGCCUCCAGCCAAAGACAGAAGGGCGGAGUUCCCAGAAGCCCCUCCUCUUCCUGUGCAUGACCCGCAUGACUCCGCCCCCCUCAGCCCCCUCAGCCAGUCGUCCAGCGGAUACUUCUCCACCAGUGUUUCUACGGUCACUCUGUCUGACGUCCUCCAGCCCUCCCCGUCGUCCUCGUCCCUCCUGGCCGCUGACUCCGGCUGCCCCUCGGACCCGCCGCCGCCGCCGCCGGCUGACGGGAACCGUGUUGUGACCUCUCCUUCUCAGUGCGGCACCGAGACGCCGACCUCCCGCUCCUCCCUCCCGGCGGAUGACCCCCGGCUGCCGACGCCGGGCGGAGGAGGACAGCCGGAGACGGGUUUGGACAGUGAGGAGGGGAAGGCCCCCCCCCUGCCGGAGUGGCUGACGGAGGGGGCGUGCGUGGCGCUGGGCAGCAGCAAGGCGGGGACCGUGCGCUACGUGGGGACCACGCGCUUCGCUGACGGAGUGUGGGUGGGCGUGGAGCUGGACGCUCCGGUGGGAAAGAACGACGGCUCCGUGGGAGGUCAGCGGUAUUUCCAGUGUAAGCCGGCUCACGGGGUGCUGGUCCGGCCGGACCGGCUGUCUCUGCAGAGCUCAGACCUCAGCGCUCCUGCCCCGCACCUCCCCGUCCUGCGAGGACACGCCUCCGCUGCACGGCGGGCGGAGCACCGCAAGUCAUGGAGCAGCUAAAAGAGGGGCGCCGGGAGCUGGGGGGCGGGGGGUGACCUCCCCGAAGUCCUCCUGCUCCUCCUCCAGCUCAGCUAUGCAACAGGCCCACAGCAGAAGGACACACUGCCUAACUCCCGUAGUUAAACUACACUCACUGCGUCCUACAGAACAUGGACAGAACUCAAAUGAAGACAUGAAGAAACCUUCAGGAGUUCAGGAAGGACUGCAGAGUGUCCUGAAGUCCACAGAGGACUGACACUUGAUGAACGGGAGCCGGACGAGGAGGCCGAGGAGACGUUCAGGGAUGCAAACGGCUCUCUUCACUUUAUCUGGUUGGACAGAAUGGAGAGCUGCUCUCCGGCUCCAUGCUGGUGAUUCACCACCGAUGGUGUUUCACAGCUUCUGCACCACAUCAGCAGGUGCUGCCAAACCCAACGCCACAUGUUUAAUUGUUUUAAAAGGUCAUUUUAGUUGAAAACUUUCCCCCAAAAAAAUCACAGAAUAACAGAAUGUGAAGGAUGAAGUGUGUUGAUGUCCUCUGGGAGAUGUUUGUGUCUUCAGGUCAGACGUCUGCAGCCUGCAGUUUUUACCUGCUUUUCCUCUGGGUGAGGUGAGACGAGAUGACACGAGACGAGACAAGCCGCAAGACGAGACGACACAAGCCACGAGACGAGACAAGCCGCAAGACGAGACGACACAAGCCACGAGACAAGACAAGCCAGGAGACGAGACGACACAAGCCACGAGACAAGACAAGCCAGGAGACGAGACGACACAAGCCACGAGACGAGACAAGCCAGGAGACGAGACGACACAAGCCACGAGACAAGACAAGCCACGAGACAAGACCACACAAGCGAUGAGAUGACAGAAACCAUGAGACGAGACAAGUCCCAAGACGAGAAAAUCCACGAGACGAGACAAAACAAGCCGCUGACGACACAAACCACCUGACGAGACGACACAAGCCACGAGACGAGACAAGCCGCAAGACGAGACGACACAAGCCACGAGACAAGACAAGCCAGGAGACGAGACGACACAAGCCACGAGACAAGACAAGCCAGGAGACGAGACGACACAAGCCACGAGACAAGACAAGCCAGGAGACAAGACCACACAAGCGAUGAGAUGACAGAAACCAUGAGACGAGACAAGUCCCAAGACGAGAAAAUCCACGAGACGAGACAAAACAAGCCGCUGACGACACAAACCACCUGACGAGACGACACAAGCCACGAGACGAGACAAGCCGCAAGACGACACGAGACAAGCCGCAAGACGAGACGACACAAGCCACGAGACAAGACAAGCCAGGAGACGAGAUGACACAAGCCACGAGACAAGACAAGCCAGGAGACGAGACGACACAAGCCACGAGACGAGACAAGCCAGGAGACGAGACGACACAAGCCACGAGACAAGACCACACAAGCGAUGAGAUGACAGAAACCAUGAGACGAGACAAGUCCCAAGACGAGAAAAUCCACGAGACGAGACAAAACAAGCCGCUGACGACACAAACCACCUGACGAGACGACACAAGCCACGAGACGAGACAAGCCGCAAGACGAGACGAGACAAGCCGCAAGACGAGACGACACAAGCCACGAGACGAGACAAGCCAGGAGACGAGACGACACAAGCCACGAGACAAGACAAGCCAGGAGACGAGACGACACAAGCCACGAGACAAGACAAGCCAGGAGACGAGACCACACAAGCCACGAGACAUCACAAGUGACGAGACAAGCCACGAGACGACACAAGCCACGAGACGAGACAAAACAAGCCGCUGACGACACAAACCACCUGACGAGACGACACAAGCCACGAGACGAGACAAGCCGCAAGACGAGACGAGACAAGCCGCAAGACGAGACGACACAAGCCACGAGACGAGACAAGCCAGGAGACGAGACGACACAAGCCACGAGACAAGACAAGCCAGGAGACGAGACCACACAAGCCACGAGACAUCACAAGUGACGAGACAAGCCACGAGACGAGACAAAACAAGCCGCCGACGACACAAACCACCUGACGAGACGACACAAACCAUGAGACGAGACAAGCAGCGAGGCGAGCCGCGAGACAAGCGGUCUUCAGGCUGCAGACGUCUGGCUUGUGUUCUGCCUGUCAGUUCCACUCUGUGCCACAUGAUGGCGUCCUGAGUGCCUCUGCUCUGUCCAUACUGGGACGAACAGUGAAGUCCCAGACCAGAGCCGGGACAGGCUGGACUGUGGAGGGACUCACUGCCGCCCCCCGCUGUGCCAAAGAGGAGCUGCAGCUGCUGUCAGAGCGGCAGGAACCUCCCGGCGCUCGAACGCAGGUGUGUUUGCAUCCCUGGCGGUCUCGGCCCGCCCCGCCGUUCAUGUCCCAGCAGCCUCCUCUGCCGCGCCCACUGAAGACGGAUCGUCCCAGAAAGUGCCUUUGCCGUGUCUCUGAUUUUCUCUCAGCUGUGUCUGUGUUGUGGAGAAAGCCCUGUGCUCAGUGCGAGGUGAUCUCAGACUGCAGAGGGGAAGGACAUCCGUGUGUGUGUGUGUGUGUGUGUGUGUGUGUGUGUGUGCGUGCGUGCGUGCGUGCGUGCGUGCGUGCGUGCGUGCGUGCGUGCGUGCGUGCGGUGCUGUGCAGUGGCUCGGUGUGUCUGGACAGACGGACGGACGGCGGCCAUGCUGAUUUUGCACUGGAGACGUUGGACCAGGAGCUUUUGAAUGAGAGACCGUGUCGGGUGGUGUGUGUAUCUCUGUGUGUGUUGUUACAGUAGCAUGAAGGUGUGUGUACGUGAAGAGAGAAGCUUCAGGGGUGCGGGGAGGAAAUGGUGACGGUUGUGUAGUUUGUGUGCAGCGGCGCUGUGCGUCCUCAGUGAGACGCCCUGCUGCUAACCCGGUGGACGUUAGGACGUUAGCCACGUGUUGGACGAGCGUCCCUCCCUGGGGGACGAGUCCAGGCUGUCCUGGGGUUGGGAGAGGUUCCUUCACGUCUGGUCUGGAGGACAGAUCCGGGACACGGAGGGCUCAGCUGUUAGCCAUGUGUUCACAGUCCUUGUGAAUACUUGAUCUGUAAUACGGUGGAAGUAUAUCCAAGCUUUCUGUUGGUUCAUGCUGUCACGAGUCCUCUGGACUCAGCGGGGAGUCGGUUUGUGUUUAAAUGCCUUUAUCACAUGAACCUUUAUAAAGCCUUUUUAUUUGAAGUAUUAUUGCACAAGUGAUUUUGUGGAAAUUGCUGCUAUUGGCAUAUAAAUCUGUAAAUGGAUUGGUCCAUUGUAUUUCCAUGUUAUGUUUUUAAAUCCUAAAAUGAUUUAAAUCAGCGCUUUUGAUUCAAAUGGCACAUAUAUUUUAACAUACAGUUAAUCUCCAGCAGGUGGGGACAGGGUUCUCGCAGAUCAGACGGUUGGGAUGUUUUUUUGUGGGAGAAAAUAUCUUUUAAUAGGAAAAUAGGUCACUGUAGUGUUAGAUGAAUCUCAGAGUGUGUCAGCGCCGUCGCCAUCCUGUAGUUUCAUCAUGUGUGUAUUUAUUAAAGCCAAGAGCAGCCCUGUGAUUGGCUGGUUUGUCUGUUGGUUGGUCGGUUGUUGAGUCAGUCGGUUGGUUGGUAGAUGAUUGGUUGCUUGGUCAGUUGGGUGGUUGGUUAACCUGUCGGGUUGGUCAGUUCUUGUUUUUUUGUUUUUUUUUGGUGGCCAUAUAGUUGACUUUCAGGAUGUGGACUUUGUGGUUUGUAGUAGUUGGAUGGUAAUGAACGGUGUGUGUGUGUGUGUGUGUGUGUGUGUGUGUGUGUGUGUGUGCGCGUCUCUCUCAAUGGGAAACAUCCACCAGCAGGCCCUGGGCCCGUUGCGUCAGGCGGUCCCGAGCGGUCUCCCCGGCUCCGGUUCCGCCCUGGUCUGUUGGGUCUGGGAUCACUUCAGGAUGUUGUUUUCUGUUCUUGUGCCUCAGAAACCAUGUGACCAUGUAUCUUCCACACUGUUCUCAUAUCAGUGCUUCGACUCCUUUUGCACAAAAGGGGAACUGAGAGGUUUCUCUCCGGGACUCUUGUAUAUGUAAAAAUACAAACUUUUCUAUGAUUCAGUGUUGUCAAGUUACCUGUUCUUUCUCUUUAUGAGUUUGGAAGUUGUUUUUUUUCCACUGACGAGAGCAGCAGGUUUUUGAAGGUUAACUGAACGUCGGCUCAGUCCCGGUUUCUCUGACUAAGCUGUCGGAAGCAUUGGGGCUGUGCCGACCUCUUGGCUGCGUCCUCUUCCUCGGAGGGACAGUACGGUUGUGAGUCAGCCAGCGUGGGAACGUGGUCUUCUCUCUCCUGCUGUAGCUUCUUCUGUUCUUCAGCUCCUGCUCUGCGGUCCAACGCUUCAGCCUGUCGGCUCGUUGCCUCUGACUGAGAGCAGCUCAGGGUUCCCGUCUUUAUUUUCCCAGGUAGAAGUUUUCACCUCUCCUUUUGGCUGCGAUGGCACAAGCAGGAGUCCUCAUGUAGUAGGGAACUGAAACAUUUCUCACAUCAAGUAGAAGAGGAGGAUUAGUUAUAAUGAAGGCCAGCAAGUCUUAAAAGUCAGUUGUGGCCCCGGAGGAUUCCGUUUGAUGGUCCACACAGCUCCAGUAACGUGGCUUUUCUCUGGACGGCCACGCUUCAGAAUGCAGCGGCGGCCUGUUUUCACUCCAGCCAUCAGCUCCUGUGUGGAGACUCUUUCCUGCUGCACAUCUCAUCCUCCACGUCCUCGUGGGACGAAGAACCAUGUUUCCUCCUCAUCAGAUGGGCUGGUGUCGGAGCUGGACCGACUUCCCUCUGCUGAAGCUCUGUUUUCAACACAGUCGGAACCACAUUCACAUUAUGGGAGCGUGUUUCGAUCAGCCCCGGUCUGGAGCGUCCCCUGUCCUAAUGUGGCCUUCGACCUGGACCCAGAGCAGGUUUCCCCCGGACCGGACUGAGUGGCGCUCUGGAGGAACCCCCCCUCCGGCUGCUGUGUGGCUCCUCAGCAGGAAGUCAGGGGUUGUUGUCUUGGCUCAAGUCGGGGGAGAGGCAGGUGAACCAGACCCGGAGCCGUGUGGGUCUACACCGGAGGGUUUGGGAAACCAGCAUGGAUGGGUCCUCAUCAGGGUGGGUUUCAGUUCUGUGGGGUCCCCCAUCCCCCCAUCAGCUCCAUAUCCCUCCUCAGUCCCUCAUCCCCCAUCCUUCCUUCAGCCCCCCCAUCCCUCCAUCAGUCCCCCGGUACCCCAUUCCAGCGAAGGAGACCGAGCCUUCAGAUUCACCAUUUUGUGUGUGUGUGUGUGUGUGUGUGUGUGUGUGUGUUUGAAAGAGAUCUGAGCACAAGUUUGUUUUGAUUAAUUUAUUUGUCUGUCCUGUAAUUCUAUGCUGCAAUCCAAAGAAUAAUGUGUGUUGCCGUGCGUUUAUCAUUUCCAUUGUUUGAUCGUCUCUGCAGCUCUGUGGAAAGGAAAAUAAAAGGAGGAAAAUUCUGUUUCAUAA